AAAAAAAGUAUUUUUUGGGGCAGUGAAGUGAAGGGCACAGAAGAGAGAAAGAGGGAUGAACGACCUGUCCAAACCCCCUAAUCUGAGAGAGAACCACCAUCACCGCCAUUGGUACAGCUGCAAACCAAUCCCAAACACAGCAAUCUACGUGCUCGUCUCUCUAUUCUUUAUUGGCCUUGGAGUCUCCAUUUUCAUCCUCGUUGUGGUCCACAACGCCUUCUUCUUCGUCUCUCUCCUCUUUCUCUCUGCUCUCGUCACUGCCUUUUUGCUCUGGAACGCGCUCAACUGGAGACGAAACGGUUCCUUGCUCCUCUUCCUUCACUCAUUCCCCGAUUCCGACAUUCGCUUAGCUCGUGAUGGCCAGCUCGUCAAGAUCACUGGGCUUGUCUCGUGUGGGAAUGUCUCCCUACAAUCUUCAUAUGAGAAGGCCACCGGAUGUGUUUACACAUCUACUCUGUUGUACGAAUCUGGAAAACUUGGUUUGAGGCCUGCAGAUGUUAAUAUAUCAUGCUUCCAGUGGAGAGUAACAUAUUCUGAGAGAUUCUCCACAGACUUUUACCUCACAGAUGGAAAGUCUGGUAUCAGAGCUCUAGUGAAAGCUGGUCCUGAUUGUAAAGUUAUUCCCCUGAUCGUUGAGAGCAGACUCGUUAAUACUACAGGAGAAUGCAGAACUCUAUCUGCUCACUUGAGGAAAUGGUUAGGAGACAGAAACCUCUCAGCUGAAGCUCGUCUAUUGCGUCUGGAAGAAGGGUACAUAAAAGAAGGAAGCUGUGUUAGCGUAAUUGGAAAAUUCCGCAGAAAUGAUAAUCUUGUGACGAUUGUUCAGCCAUCAGAGCUCAUCUCUAUAGGAUGUAGGUGGCGAAAACUACUACUUCCAGUUGAUGUUGAUGGAUUGAUUAUAGGGGUCUCCGAACGGGCUAGUUUUAUGACCAACCAGAACUCUGUACAACGUUUAGAACAGUGAAAUGUGAAGUAUGAAAAAAGUACAAGCAGGGGCUUCAGAUUUUGAUCAUUAACUAACACUUAUUUAACCCGUUUAUAACUUUCAUAUAGUUGUAAAAAUUACCUCGUCCUGGGGAAAAAAACAUUUUGUUUUUACUUUAUUUUGACCGAGAUUGCUGGAUCUACGAAUAGGUGCUAACUUUUAUUGUAUAUUUUGCGUCAUUAACAUUAUUAAGUUAUAUUCUUAAUAUUAAUUAGAAAAGGCCUUCAUCAUCGUUUUCUCA
Messenger RNA from Cornus florida, 1226 nucleotides. RefSeq lists its product as uncharacterized. The transcript is spliced from 4 exons. NCBI's taxonomy places the organism in Eukaryota, Viridiplantae, Streptophyta, Magnoliopsida, Cornales, Cornaceae. The record is from RefSeq and is a predicted model, not a curated record. Bases 56 to 964 code for a protein of 302 amino acids.